Molecule: messenger RNA, 2193 nt
Organism: Rotaria socialis
Lineage: Eukaryota; Metazoa; Rotifera; Eurotatoria; Philodinida; Philodinidae
Source: the annotation of a GenBank genome assembly
AUGUCAUCUCUAAAUUAUGGAAACGGUAUUUUGCCGUCGAAUGAGGAUAUGUCAAUACCGUCUAUUCUGCCGACAGCAUCCGGAGCAAUAAUUCCACAUCCAUAUUCAACUUCAAAUACGAAUGCGGCUUAUGCCGCUGCAGCUGUGGCAGCAGCUGCUGUAUCAUCUGCGUCGCCAUCAUCAUUAGGUCCAUAUGGAAAUUAUUAUGGUCAUCGAUUACCUCAGCAACCACUUUUACAUCUUCAACAACCAUCGUCGUUCUAUCCAACACCAGCUUUAAAUCAUCUUCAACCUCAUGGAGAUUUUAGUAAUUCAUCAUCGUCCGCAGCGUCGUCAUCAAGUUCAAUUGAAUCAUCACGUAAAACAGCGAAUCGUAAACGAACAACAGAUAAAAUACCAACAUCUACAAAAUCGAAUAACAAGCGAAAAGCACCAAAUAAUGAUGACGAUGAUCUUGAUGAUGAUGAUGACGAAGAAAAUAUGUGUGGUUUGCCAGGUUCAUCUUUAUCAAAUGUAAUGAUGGCGAAUCAUAAUAAUAAUCCAGACAAUGGCGGAAUGGGCGAAGAAGAUAAAGAAAAACAAGCUCGUGAAAAUCACUGUGAAAUCGAGCGACGUCGCCGUGUUAAAAUGGCAACGUAUUUUGCUGAAUUAUGCGAUAUGGUUCCGUCAUGUUCUAAUCUAGCACGUAAACCUGAUAAAUUAACUAUACUACGUAUGGCCGCUCAAUUCAUGAAGAAUAUACGUACAAAUAAUAAUACAUUGGCUUUGAAUUCAACUCAAAUAUCUCAACAACAAGAUCUGCAUAAACCAUCAUUUCUUAAUGACCAUGAAUUAAAAUAUUUAAUGGUUGAAUCAUGCGAUGCUUUCCUGUUUGGACUUAAUUGUGACAGUUUACGUGUUAUUUAUGUAAGUGAUGCUAUACAACAUAUACUGUCGUACACAUGUCAUGAUUGGUAUUCAAGAUUUAUUUAUGAUUUUGUUCAUCCGGAUGAUGUUGAAAAAGUACGCGAACAAUUAAAUUUACAACCACAAGAUGGAAGUCCAAAUACGAAUGGCAAUAGUAGAAUUUUGGAUCUUAAAACGGGAACGGUUAAAAAAGACGGCCAUUCUUCAGGUGCUCGUUUAGGCAACUCAAAACGAUCAUUUAUCUGUCGUCUUCGUAUUGGUCCAACCAAUCCACUUGAGCAUACCCAUCAAAAUCCAUUCACAAAUCCAUCUAUUCUACGUCGACGUCAUCGCACAUGCCUUGGCCCAUCCAUUGACGGUCAUCUCUAUGAAGUCGUACAUAUCAGUGGUUAUAUUCGAAAUUUAAGUACACAGCCAUCAUCUCACCAUGACAAUGCAAAUCAUCAUCCAUCAUCUUCGUCAUCGAAUUCUAGUGGUCAAAUGGCAUUUAUUGCCAUUGCUCGUUUACAAAAUUCUUGUUCGCCCAAUGUCAACGAUUUAACGAAUGGUUCAAUGUCAACAUUUAAUUCAAUAACAACAGAGUUCACAUGUCGUUGCCAUUGGGAUACAGGUGAAAUUUUAUUCAUUGAUCAACGUUGUACACCCAUCAUUGGUUAUAAAAGUCAUGAAUUAUUACAUAAAACUAUCUUCGAACAAAUACAUCCUGAUGAUCAUAUGAAAUUUCAAGAUCUAUUCAAACGAACAGUAACACAAAAAAAUAUGCCAGCGACAUCCACAAAUAUAAUCAUACGUUUUCGUACAAACAUUGAUAAUGAAUAUAUUUCACUUAAAACAUCAACAUAUGCUUUUUGUAAUCCAUGUACAGAUGAUAUUGAAUUUAUUAUCAUUACUUUUCUAUCAAUUCAACCAACGACAGCAGCAACAACAACAACAACAGCAACAACAAAUAAAACAUCUGUUAUUACCAAUUCAAAUGAUUAUAACCGACAAGCAUAUGAUACAUGUUCACGCACAACAGCAACAGCGCCAAAUCAAAAUUCAUCUGUACAUUACAGUUCUCAAGCCCUAGCAACAUUUAAUAAUCAAGAAGGACAAGAUUAUUCAAAUGUAAAUGGAACAAAUGAUGGACGAACAUAUGUAAGUAAUAAUGGUGGUUCAACAUGGGCUCCAGCGAAUGAUAGUUGGACACCGACAGCAGCAGCAUCAUCAGUGAAUAACCCAACAGCUAAUACCGAUUAUGUUGAUCCACAAGCAAAUCUUGCUCUCUAUCAUCAAUAUCAUCAGUAA